AUGGCGAGCUACAAUUCAAGAGCCGGCGGCCAGUCUGCACGCCAGACGCGCGAGGAUGGCUCCCAGGCUGCUCCCAGCCAGGACCUUCGCGAGCUCCUGAGCGAUUCGCAGUCCAGUGACCUGAUUGACUUGGUGCUCAAUACUACGGAUUCCAUGGAGGCGCUGUUAUCUCCCCGCUCCGAGUCCGAUAUGAAGGAGAGCCUAACUCGUGCGAAUACCUUUGAUAGUGUGAAGGGAGAGGUGGAUCUGUUGGGUGACGAGCCUGAGCGACCACAGCGCCCAAAGAGACUCGUUAGGUCGGCAACAACCGUUGCGGCGGUAAAAGCGGAGGCUGAGGCAUCUCGACAUUUUAACUCCUGGAGAGAUUCGGUUUUAGCCAGGCUAAGAGAAGCUCUCCAUGUCACCAAAGAGAGGGCGCCGCCAAAACCCAUCCAUGAGCAGCAAUCCUUAAUUGACUUGGACUGGGUUGAACCUGUGCCUGGGAUGCAGGCUUCCCAGGGAAUCCUUCUACAGGACCUACCAACCGAAACCAAGAACCUAAUCAUUAACUCCCUCCUUCUGUUACUUUUAAGCCUGGAACACUAUAACGCACACUCGCGUGUCCUCCUGGUCCGGGUAGCUUUGGAACUCGGACUACAAGUCGCUGACGUAUCAGAACAUGAGAUGAAAGUCGCACAUGUGCUCUUGGAUAGCGUGAAAGAAAUGACUUUGGCUGAAGAAGAAAUCAAACGCAAAGCUGAUCAAACCAAAGCAAGCCGAAGGUGGAAAGUCGGUCUUGCAUCUGUGGCUGGAGCAGCGUUGAUCGGAGUGACUGGUGGACUGGCUGCACCGCUAGUUGCUGCUGGUAUCGGUACUAUCAUGGGAGGCCUAGGCCUCGGAGCGACCGUUGCCGCUGGAUAUCUUGGUGCCGUUACCGGUAGUUCCAUUAUAAUCGGUGGAUUGUUUGGUGCUUAUGGUGCCAAAAUGUCUGGAAGAAUGAUGGAUCGCUACGCAAGGGAGGUAGAAGACUUCGCCUUCCUGCCACUUGGUGCGACCCCAAAACCGUCUACUGACCCAACGGCAGCCACGCCUUCGUCUUCUGAUAAUCGGUUGAGGGUUACGAUUGGAAUCAGCGGCUGGCUCACGGAGGGAAUGGACGUGAUCACUCCAUGGCGAGUACUCGGCCGCGAUUCAGACGUCUUUGCUCUUCGAUGGGAGCUGCACGCCCUUCUGAGGCUUGGGAGUUCACUGAUGACGUUCGUAAGGAACACUGCUUGGACUUUUGCUGGAAGAACCGUAUUGAGUAAAACUGCCCUUGCACCAGUUGUGGGGGCAGUAAUGCUUCCUGUUACCAUCUCGAGAAUCUCAUACAUCAUCGAUAACCCGUUUAACGUCGCCAAAGUCAGAGCAGACAAAGCAGGCCAAAUACUCGCAGACGCACUAAUCAACAAGGCCCAGGGCGAGAGAUCCGUCACUCUGAUAGGAUAUUCCCUUGGGGCUCGUGUGAUCUUCUCUUGUCUUAUCGCUCUUGCCAAGCGGCGGGCGUUCGGACUCAUCGAAUCUGCGAUCCUAAUCGGUUCUCCGACGCCCUCUACUACUUCCCAUUGGCGAUUAAUGCGAUCCGUGGUGAGUGGGAGGCUAGUCAACGUCUAUUCUGAAACAGAUGGAAUCCUCCAAUUCCUAUAUCGGGCAAACAGCAUGCAACUUGACAUUGCCGGUCUUGAAGCAAUACCUGGCUUGAAGAGCGUGGAAAACUAUAAUGUCACUGAUAUUGUUAGCAGCCACUUGCAGUAUCAAUUCUCGAUUGGCAAGAUACUGCAGCGGAUCGGGUUUGAUCAUUUGGAUGAGCGUGAAAUAGAGAGACAGAAGAUUCGACUCGAGGUGAAUGAAGAGGAGAUGAAGCAUAUCGAGGAGGAACGGAUUGCUACGGCUGGUGCUGCUCGUGGAUCUAAGGAUUCAAUAGACCCGGAUGAAUGCCCUUAUCCUGACGUCGAACCCGAGCAGCUAGAACGGGACAUUGAAGCCAUCACCAUGGAACGCCUCAUGAACGCUCGAAUGGGCGGUAUCCAGCUUGAGGAUAACGACUCUUGA
Messenger RNA from Arthroderma uncinatum, 2070 nucleotides. Its product is annotated as DUF726 domain-containing protein. Lineage: Eukaryota; Fungi; Ascomycota; Eurotiomycetes; Onygenales; Arthrodermataceae. Bases 1 to 2070 code for a protein of 689 amino acids. The transcript is spliced from 2 exons. The record is from RefSeq and is a predicted model, not a curated record.